Messenger RNA from Amphimedon queenslandica, 3154 nucleotides. Its product is annotated as epidermal growth factor receptor substrate 15-like 1. Gene Ontology annotation, molecular function: calcium ion binding; cadherin binding. The record is from RefSeq and is a predicted model, not a curated record. Gene Ontology annotation, biological process: endocytosis; endosomal transport. The transcript is spliced from 19 exons. The coding region runs from base 87 to 2966 and encodes 959 amino acids. NCBI's taxonomy places the organism in Eukaryota, Metazoa, Porifera, Demospongiae, Haplosclerida, Niphatidae. Gene Ontology annotation, cellular component: cytoplasm; clathrin coat of coated pit; plasma membrane.
AAAGUGUACGAAGGUGCACGGGACCGUUAGUCCGUUACAAGUUGCACUUCUCCCAAAAGUCGAGGGCCAUAAUUCUCUCUCUCCUCAUGGCAGGACAGCCUCCUUUGCCUCCAAAUUAUAUUCCCGUUUUUGAGAGCUACUGGCUACAAUUGGAAGGUAGUUCAUCUGGUGAUGUUAAUGCCAUUACUGCUGCAGCCUUUCUCAAGAAAUCACAAUUAAAGGAGGCACUCUUGCACAAGAUAUGGGAUUUGUCCGACCCUGGUGGAAAAGGAUACCUUGAUAAACAGGGUUUCUUUACAGCAUUGAGGCUAGUUAGUGCUUGUCAGUGUGGUAGGGAGCCGUCACUUAAAAACAUUCAAGCUAUUGAUCCGCCUCCGAAAUUUGUUGGUGUAGAACCAUCUGCCUGGGCUAUUGAUGCUAAUGAAAGGUCAAUGUCUAAUGCAAGAUUUGAGCGCUUGCAGCCAAUUAACGGAUUGCUGUCCGGAGAGAAAGUUAGGAAUUUCUUAAUGCAGUCACAGCUUCCUGUUGAUGUACUAGGAAAGAUUUGGAAUUUGUCUGAUUUAGACAGAGAUGGUAGUCUAGAUGCUGACGAAUUUGCUAUUGCACUAAAGUUGACGUCAUUAGCUCAGAAAGGUGAAGUCCUUCCACUGGUUCUUCCCCAGUCCCUCAUUCCCUCUACUAAAGCUGCUCGUCUUGGUCUGGCUCCUCCGGCUGCUGUCACUGGGUCUCUCUCCACCAGAGCACAGUCACCAGUAAUGGGACGGACUGGCAAUGACUGGGUGGUGACUCCUGAUGUCAAAGCUAAGUAUGAUACAUAUUUUGCCGGUAUUGAUAAAGAUCAUGAUGGGAUCGUCAAUGGAGAGGAGGCUAAGAGUUUAUUUAUGUCGUCAAACUUACCUCCUAACAUACUAGCACACAUCUGGAGAUUGUGUGAUAUGGACAAUACUGGUCGCCUCAAUAAGGAGCAGUUUGCUCUUGCUAUGUACCUGAUAGCAGAGAAGGUCAAAGGGCGUGAGGUCCCGACUGAACUGGCACCAAACAUGAUACCACCAUCAAAGAGAAAGGGGGCGGGAUCUGGUGGGGGCGUGGCAGGAGGUGUGGUCUCGUCACAGUCUGGACUAUCAAGUACAUCAAGUGCUAGUCAUUUAGUUACCGGUGGGGCUGGUCUGUUACAACCCACAUCAUCAAAUUCUUUAAAACAAUCAUCACCAUCUUCAGCUCCGCCGUCUUUGUUUCCGAGUGGAGGGGGAGGGGCACCUCCAAUAUCCUCAGUCCCCUCGUCGCUUGGGGGUGGGGCUAUUCUCCAGCCCUCGACAACCACUCAGUCUGGUUUCGGCGGGAGUGGCUCAUUGCUUCAACCGGUAUCAGUAUCCAGUCAGUCUGGUUUUGGCGGGUCUGUCCUCCAGGCCUCAACUGGUAUGACGGGUUCUCCGUCUCUCAGGGUUGGAGCCUCCUCUGAUUUGUCUGGAGGUUUCUCGGCUGAUUUCUCAGCUAUUAGGGACCUUGAUACGAUAUCUGGUGAAAUAGAGGGGGUCAAGAAAGAAAAGGAGCAGCUCCAACAGGAUAUCAUGAUGAAGAAAGAGCAACUGGCCAAAGGGAAGGAGGAGACCGUCACAAUGCAAGGAGAGUAUGAGGAAACAACCAAACUAAACCAACAACUGGAGCAGCAGAAGAAAGAACUUCAAAGCAACGUUGAAGAAAUAACACUCCAGAAAAAUAAACUUGAAGGAAUGAUCAAUGACUUGAAAGCCAAAUGCCAACAGGAGAAGGAAGAGAUUGAGGUCCUCAAGGCUCAGUAUAAAGAGGUUGAGGAGAGUAAGAGCCAGCAAGAGUCAGAGAUGAGUAAACUCCAGCAGCAGUUCAGUGACCUCAAGCAAGAGGAGGAGUCACUGAAGAACAAGAUAGAGAGCACCCGAUCAGAGAUACACAGGAUGCAAACUGAGAACCAGUCAGUACAGAGGGGAAUUGACCAGGUAAAGGCACAGAUUGAUGAGUAUCGUAACCAGCAGGGCCAGCUAUCAGCUCAACUCUCAGGAAUGUCUGUGGUACCUUCAUCAUCCUCUGAUAGCAAUGUACACCCAACAGCAAUGAGAGUAGGAGAGCUACCCACUGACCUACCACCUCCUAACCUCCUCGGAGAACCUGAUGCUGUAUCAGCUAGAGCCACUGCUGGUAGCAGUAGUCCUGUUAGUAGUAUUAGUGGUUUCAGUACAGCUUCUCAUUUGGAGGAUCAAAGUGAAGAGAGGGAAAGGACUGACACAGUGACGGCUGCUGAUCCUUUUGCAUCAUUCCCUGACCCGUUCACUGGAGCCAGUGUCAUCAAUCCUUCUACAACAGGUUCUUCUGCUGGUGCUGCUCCUCCUACUGAUUUCUCAUUUGAUCCGUUUGGUAUUGGAGGAUUCAACAAACCCUCCACUACCAGUGCUACCUUCAUGUCUACAGCUCCACCCACAAUAAGCACAACUACCCCACCGCCUUCCGGGACAUCCGAUUUUGCCAAUUUCUCGGCUUUUGGUUCCAACUUUUCUUCCCUCCCCUCCUCCUCUGCCUCCUCCUCUACUGCUAAAGCCACUUCAUCUGUUCCGUCUAAACAGUUCUCAGGUUUUCCUUCAACCAAUGGAGCUAGUAAUACAGAUCCUUUUGGAGGUGGGUCCGAUCCUUUUAGUAGUACUGAUCCUUUCUCCUCAGUGACUACCCCUAAAGCUGGUGAUAUGGGUGGUUCAACCUGGGAUUCUAGUCCUUUUGGUAGUUCUGAUCCUUUUGCUUCUGCUGCCCCUGGGGGUGCCUCUGGUAACAAGUCUAGUGAUCCAUUUUUUUCAUCAGAUCCAUUUGGUGCUAGUGCUACUGGUUCUGGUGCUUCUGAUCCGUUCAGUGAUCCGUUUGGUAGUGGAAGUGGAUCAUCUUCUGUUGAUCCUUUUGGAACAUUAACUAAUAAUCCUGGAGGAGGGGGAGGAGCUAAGAAGUAGCUUCUGUCUCUCUUUUUCUUUCAUUAUUUCUGUCAUUAUUUUUGGCAGCUGCAAUAAUGCUUUGCAUAGUGUCAUUCUUGGUUUUAAUUAGACGUGACACUUUAUUGUGUUCUUGUUUGUUCUUUAAAAUUAAAAAUACAUUAUUAUAGUGUUUUGUAUAGGCUUUUGUCCAAUAUCUAUCAUAUUUG